GGCGAUCAAGAAGGCAUCGCAACGGUUACGAUACUGGUUCAGUUCAGUAGGUAGCAGAAAGCUCAGCUGUUAGCAGAAGGCGCGAAGGCGGUAGUUGUGAAUAGUGGCCAUAGCAUAUUAUUAAGAUGGCCAAGUAUUCAUUUUUCGUCUGUGUGGUUUGUUUUGCAGUUGUUACCGCAGAAGUUCUUGACCAUAGGUUUUUCUUAGGACAGAUAAUCAAGAAAUAUGGACACAAUGGCACAAUAUCCUAUGAGGGGUUUGAACGUCUCUACACAAACUUGGGUCUGGGAUCUCCCGACAGCACAUCAGACGACCAGAACCUCAGUCUAUCCCGCCCUGAUAGAGAUGUCAGCAAAUUCAAUUCAAGUAAGGACUGUCAAACGCACGAGGAGCUGGAACGUUUGGUGGUACAGCACGAGGAAGUGUUUGAGCCUGUUAACAUUCCAGACCCUCAGCACUGUUUGUCACCGCGUGAUCUGCUCGUCGUGUAUGGACUUGCACACGCAGGCAAUGUCUCACUCAGUCCGGUCAGUUUCCUGCACCUCUGUCCAGCCAUCGUGUACGAGCUGGAUGUGCGCAGCUGUGCCUCUUCCCACCAGUCGGACCGGAUCGCUCAUUCGCAUUCGCACUCACACUCACACUCACACGCAUCAACGAUCGGCGGUGCAACCCGUGCUAGUUGGUUGUUUGCAAGCCUCACCAUCAUAUUGAUCAGCAUCUCCGGACUCCUCUGUGUCGCUGUGGUUCCUCUGCUGCAGAAGUCCUUCAUCAGUCAACUCAUCAGCUUCCUCGUGGCUCUGGCAGUGGGCACACUCCUAGGUGAUGCAUUCCUGCAUCUUGUCCCGCACGCUCUGGAGUCACAUUCCCACGAAGGACACACAAGCCACACAGAUUCUAUACUGAAAACUGGACUCAUGUUCCUCACAGUUGUCUUCUUCUUCACUUUUGAGUCGGUUUUGAACGUUCGUAAGAACAGUGAGGAGGACAACAGAGUACAAGAGAAAGUGACGUAUGUGCCAAUGUCUUCUGUGAAAGUGAAUGACAACGAAAAAGAAAUGAUGAUGGAGAAUGGAACCCAACACACUCAUUCGCACCACAGUCAUAGUGACAACAACAUUGCGCUCAUGGUAGUGAUGGGAGAUGGUCUACACAACCUGACGGACGGAUUGGCCAUUGGAGCUGCCUUCAGCGGAGGCCUGGCCCCCGGAUUCGCUACAGCUGUGGCCGUCUUUACGCACGAGUUGCCACACGAGUUGGGAGACUUUGCUGUGCUGAUCCAAGCGGGCAUGACGGUGCGCAAGGCUCUUUUCUACAACCUGGUCUCCUCCGUUCUCAGUUUCCUCGGCACCGCAGUGGGCCUCAUUAUCGGCAACUUUGGUGAUUCCACACGUUGGAUCUACGCCAUCACUGCCGGCUCCUUCAUCUACAUUGCACUCUCUAACCUGGUACCCGAGAUCAACAGACAGAAGGCAUCUUACUGGACCAUCCUUCUGCGACUCAGCGGCAUUCUCUGCGGCGGUGGACUGAUGGGCUGCAUCGCACUGUACGAAGAGGAUAUCCACCAGAUGUUCCUAUAGCAGACAGCAUCCUGUCCACUUUGUACAUAUCCAUUCCAUGUAUUGUAGCAAUAAUGUAAAUUAGUACUGUAUAUAUUAUCUGCUUGGUUUUUGUGAUCUAUUCAGCCAGGUCGGUGUAUUCGCCUUUUUACAAGGUUUUAUUGUAAUAGACAGUAUUCGGUGAAAGUUAACCUCUGAACGAUAGAAGUAACCACACGUUGUUUCGUAAAUAUAUUACGAUAGGUUGGUUUAAAACACCAAAUUUUCAAUGCAGAAGAGUCCUCACAGUUCAAAAGAUAUGAGUGCACCUUUAUAGCAGAAAUUACAGCACAUUUGUUCAGGGCCCAAGAAUAGAUAUGUGCUUUUAAAGUUGGAGGUGAUACACUCCAACAAUUAUUUUUUUAUUAAAUAAUGCCAUUUUUAGUUCUUGUAAACAAUAUAAUACGUGUGAACUGAUCAAAUUAUGACUAUAAAAUGACCCGAGCUUAUACACAAACUAUGUUGUUUUUAAAACUUAGAAACAUUGUUUUUAUAUUAAGAAAUAGAUACUUAUAUACAUUUCAGGAAUGAAAUAAUGAAUGAGAUUUGUGGUUUGUUUGGGAUAAAACAUCUAUCGUAAUGGGACAAUUAUCGGAAUCAACAAUAUUAUUUUUGUGGCCAACGGAAGGGAUAAUUUUGUUAUAUUUCUUGAACACAAUUGGAUUGCGUUUUUCUGAAGAAUGUUCAUAUUGUCAACCAAAAAGUUCAAUUAUCUGAAAAGAUAAUUCCAGUUAACUUGUAUUAGUAGAACACUACCGUUUUCACGAUAAAUCCAAUUAACAUAGUGAUGGUUUAUAAACCAGUUGGUUUUCAGUAUCUGUAACAAAUGUUACAUUUUAAUUAGUGUACCAGUAUUUUAAUUGAGUCUGUGUUAAAUUAAAUUUAAAACUUUUGUUUUAUGUUAUAAAUUUUAAAAUCUAGUUUAAAGCCUUUAUUAAUUAUUGUGGGAUUAGUUAAAAAAAUGUUUGCCCAUUAAAAUGAAAUAGAUUUAUGAAAAUAAUUCAAAAUAUUCUUAGAUAACUCUUCACAAAAUAAGCAGUGCGAUUUGAUUUUAUAACGGUGAAAACAACCUAUCGUUUUUCCAAUAUCAAUUAACCGUUCGGAUUUCUUUUAUUACCACAGUCUAAUCUUAGCUGUAGUCACAAAACCAGCCGGAGUUGUUACUCUUGUUUUGUUAACCAGUGUAAUCAUUGCAACAAUGCAAUCUUGAAACGCUUAUUAGGUUUGUUUUGAUUAUUUUAUUGUUUUAUAUGUAAAUAUAGACCAUGUUUGUGAUAAAAACAUGAUAGUGUUACGGAUUUGUGUUUAGAAUUUAAUAUUAAAUAAUUUUAACUACAAUGAAUAUGUGAUAUGUGUAUUAGCUGAAAAGUUCUAAGAUACGGUUGAUACACUUUUUCUUUCUUGAUGUACGAACAAAGUAUAUUUAAGUAUUGCUUUUGUUUAACAUUUUUUUCACAUGAGGUGUUAAAAAUUUAUUUAGAAAUCUCCUGAUAAACUCAUAUUUUUUGACAGUGAUUUUUAUAAGUAUAUAAUACGUAAGUAUACCUACAUUCUGGGCAGAAUUUGCUCAAGUAUAUUGUAUAUGUUUAAUUUACGAAUACUGUUAGACAUUUUUUGGCUUAAAAUAUAUUUUUGUAUGUAAUAUUUUCUUAAAAUAGGCAAAUGAUUUUGAUUAAAGUUUCAUUAUGUAUUGUCCACCACAUGACUAACGAGGUAAUAAUUGCGUACAGUAGUAAACAGUUUUUAUUGCUUAACACUUGCUCAUUUUUAAUGGUCUCUGUUUGUUUACUUGCAUACGAUUUGAAUGGACAGUAUAAAACUAAGAAUACGUGAACAUGUGAGAGUUAACAUUGUUAGAAUUUUGAAUAGUAUUUGACUGAAAAUACUCGUAAGACAAAACAGAAUUUCGGGGGAUUGAUCCACCAUAUCCCCUUGAGUACGCACCUGGCUCUACAUAACUUGUGUUAACUAAAACAAGAGCCCCAAUACGAGAGCAAUCAAACGACAUAAUUUUGUAUAUUUUUCAAUAUAUAAGUUAAGUAAAAUCAUAAAUUUAAUUUAGAACUUUUCAAUAUGUAUUCGCAAAUGCUUGUUUUAAGCAUACUGUAAUUUUAUUAAGAUUAUAUUUUUAAAUGUUUACUUGUUGGAAUUGUUUUGGUAUGCAUAACACUUUGAUGCAAUAAAUCUUUUUUUUAAAUAAUGUA
Molecule: messenger RNA, 3799 nt
Organism: Homalodisca vitripennis (glassy-winged sharpshooter)
Lineage: Eukaryota; Metazoa; Arthropoda; Insecta; Hemiptera; Cicadellidae
Gene: Zip71B
Product: zinc transporter ZIP10
Exons: 9
Coding region: 126-1577 (483 amino acids)
Biological process (GO): zinc ion import across plasma membrane; intracellular zinc ion homeostasis
Cellular component (GO): membrane
Molecular function (GO): zinc ion transmembrane transporter activity
Source: RefSeq, a predicted model, not a curated record